Cajanus cajan (pigeon pea) is the source of this 1124-nucleotide messenger RNA. RefSeq names its product peroxidase 44. Gene Ontology annotation, molecular function: heme binding; peroxidase activity. Gene Ontology annotation, biological process: hydrogen peroxide catabolic process; response to oxidative stress. Lineage: Eukaryota; Viridiplantae; Streptophyta; Magnoliopsida; Fabales; Fabaceae. The record is from RefSeq and is a predicted model, not a curated record.
UUCUGUCUCUAUAUAUACCAAGUCAAAUCCCAUCCUGAGAGGCACAAAAACCAUAGCGUUGAAAAAGAGUAACAAGUUAAUUAAGUAUCCAUAAUGAAGAUCACAAUCCUCUUGUUUUGCUUCAUACUUCCCUUGGCACUCGCGGAUUUCAAGGUUGGCUUCUACGACUCCUCGUGCCCAAAAGCGGAGUCCAUUGUGAAGCAAGUGGUGCAGAAUCGAUUCAAGCGUGACAAGUCCAUUACUGCAGCCUUACUUCGCAUGCAUUUCCAUGACUGUGCUAUCAGAGGUUGUGAUGCCUCCAUACUGAUAAACUCCACCAGCACCAACACCGCCGAGAAAGACUCCGGCACAAACGUCGACGUCCGCGGCUACGACCUGAUCGACGAAGCGAAGCAAACCCUAGAAUCCGCAUGUCCCUCCACAGUGUCAUGCGCGGACAUCAUAACCCUAGCCACCCGCGACGCCGUGGGCUUGUCGGGAGGGCCCAAAUACGGCGUUCCGACGGGAAGACGCGACGGGCUGGUCUCCAAGAUGGAGGAAGUGAACAUUCCGGGGCCCAACAGCCCGGUGUCCGUGACCUCAGCAUUCUUCGCAAGCAAGGGCAUCACAGCGCAGGAAAUGGUGACCCUCUUGGGGGCCCACACCGUUGGCGUUGCGCACUGCGGUUUCUUCGCCAACAGGCUCUCGAGCUCGCAAGGGAAACCCGACCCUACCAUGGACCCUAAGCUGGACGCCAAGUUGGUGAAGGUGUGCGAAGCGAGAGGGGACCCUUCUGCGCCUUUGGACCAGAAGACUUCUUUUGUGCUUGAUAAUGAGUUCUAUAGACAGAUUCUCGCCAACAAAGGGGUGUUGCUCAUUGAUCAGGAGCUUGCCUUGGAUACACGGACCAAAGGGUUUGUCACGGAUUUCGCCACCGAUGGUGACAAGUUUCACAGGAGUUUUGCUGAUGCCAUGGUGAAGAUGGGGAAGGUUGAUGUUCUCGUGGGGAAUCAAGGAGAAAUUCGCAAGAAAUGUUCGGCUUUCAAUAAAGCUAGGAACUAGGUUUUUGAUGAAAGUUUGAAGUUAUUAUAUGUUUUGUUCCAUCAUUGUGUUCUUGGUUCUUAUUCAUGCUUAAAAAUGUAACA